Centrocercus urophasianus (Greater sage-grouse) is the source of this 724-nucleotide messenger RNA. It is a transcript of the gene GKN2, whose product is annotated as gastrokine 2. The transcript is spliced from 6 exons. Gene Ontology annotation, biological process: regulation of cell population proliferation. The record is from RefSeq and is a predicted model, not a curated record. NCBI's taxonomy places the organism in Eukaryota, Metazoa, Chordata, Aves, Galliformes, Phasianidae. Bases 12 to 563 code for a protein of 183 amino acids.
UUGAAAGAAAAAUGAAGGCAUUUGCUGCAAUUUUCAUUUUGCUGGGAGUCUUCUGGACUCAAACUUCUGCAUUGGAGAGUUAUCUCCUGCCGGGACCUAACAAUGAAUAUGUCACUGGGUCUAUGACCAUUGACAACAAGAAGAACUAUGCUGAUGUCAGUGUCCGAUCUGGCAUGUACUCCUCUGACACCAUUUUUGACUACCAGCACGGAUACAUUGCAACAAGGCUGUUUGCACGACAUGCUUGUUUCAUCAUGAAAAUUGAUAGAGCUUCCAUCCCUGAGCUGCAAGAGCUUGGACGCCAGGCUUUUGAGAGACAGACUAUGAGGAAAAUUUAUUCUCCACGAGUUAUGUGGGUACAGUUUCAACCCGGUGAUGCCAUGUUUGGGAGCAUCAGAGAGUGGCUUCGCUAUGGUAAACCCAUUGAGCAACUCUGCAAGGGUCUACCUCUCUACAAGCUUACAAGGAGUGAACCACUGACUAAUUCCAACGGCUGUGCCAGUGCAGGAAUUCCAUCCAUUUUGGGCUUUAACAUCUGUGAGAAACUCAGAGAGAACUACUGAUCUGGACAGUCCUUCUGCUUGGAAGUGGCUCAUUUCUCUAUGUGCUUCUCUGAUGGUACACAUGUUCUUAAAAUGGAAGAAAACAAAAUCAAUUUACCUGUCCUGAGCUUUGAAAGCAACAAACAUAUGCUCUACAAAUAAAGAUAAUGUAGUAAUUCAAA